AUGGCAGCCAGUAAGAAUAAGACCCAGAGUUCUCUGGCCCUGCACAAGGUCAUCAUGGUGGGCAGUGGUGGUGUGGGCAAGUCUGCACUCACACUGCAGUUCAUGUACGACGAGGUGAGAACAUGCACACACUUAGCUCAACUCACUGCAUAGCUACAGCAGUAUUGACAUGGUUUAUGCUCACAAAACUGAGCAUGCUAUGUUUGCUAGCCUGUCAUACUCCAUUGUUACAUUGUGUUGAACCCUGUUAUCUAACUUGACAAUAAUUAAAUAAAGUUCACAUUACCCGAAGUUCAACAUUUUCCAGUUUUGUACUGUGACACAAUGACUGUGUGGUUGAGGUGUUCCUCUUUGUCCUCUGUCCAGUUUGUGGAGGACUAUGAGACACCAAGGCAGACGGCUACAUAUUAUCUGCCUAAUGUAGUCUUGUCUGCUGGAGACAUUCUGACGGUUCUGUGGUUUCCUCCUAGUUCGUAGAGGACUACGAGCCCACCAAGGCAGACAGCUACAGGAAGAAGGUAGUGCUGGAUGGAGAGGAGGUCCAGAUCGAUAUCCUGGACACGGCUGGACAGGAGGACUACGCUGCCAUCAGAGACAACUACUUUAGGAGUGGAGAGGGCUUCCUGCUUGUCUUCUCCAUCACAGAACACGAGUCCUUCAUGGCCACUGCAGAGUUCAGGUUGGUGAUCCUUCAUUAGUUAGUAUGUAUGGCGGUGAUGACAGUCUUAUGGCAGUGAGUCAGAUUGGAGAGUCACAAUGAUGACCGUAACGAUAGAAGACUCAAGCCAUUGUUAGUGUGUGUGUGUGUUUGCCUGCGUAUGUGUUUCCAUGAUUUUUUGCUUGCAAGAAGAGGUGCAUGCAUCUAUGACCUUUGCACCUUUUAAAUGCUAGUUUGUGGAUCUAAAAUCCGAAUAAGUCUUUACAAUGUGUGUGUUUUAGGGAGCAGAUCCUGCGUGUGAAAGCAGAGGAGGAUAAGAUUCCUCUGUUGGUGGUGGGGAACAAGUCUGACUUGGAGGACCGCAGACAGGUGUCUGUAGAUGAGGCCCGAGCCAAGGCAGAGGAGUGGGGGGUGCAGUACGUGGAGACAUCAGCCAAGACACGAGCCAACGUCGAUAAGGUACAGUCACUGUGUGUGUGUGUGUUGUGUGUGUGUGUGUGUAAUUACAUAUUGCAGACAAUUUUCUUCUACAGUGGGGAGAAAAAGUAUUUAGUCAGCCACCAAUUGUGCAAGUUCUCCCACUUAAAAAGAUGAGAGAGGCCUGUAAUUUUCAUCAUAGGUACACGUCAACUAUGACAGACAAAUUGAGAAUUUUUUUUCCAGAAAAUCACAUUGUAGGAUUUUUUAUGAAUUUAUUUGCAAAUUAUGGUGGAAAAUAAGUAUUUGGUCACCUACAAACAAGCAAGAUUUCUGGCUCUCACAGACCUGUAACUUCUUCUUUAAGAGGCUCCUCUGUCCUCCACUCGUUACCUGUAUUAAUGGCACCUGUUUCAACUUGUUAUCAGUAUAAAAGACACCUGUCCACAACCUCAAACAGUCACACUCCAAACUCCACUAUGGCCAAGACCAAAGAGCUGUCAAAGGACACCAGAAACAAAAUUGUAGACCUGCACCAGGCUGGGAAGACUGAAUCUGCAAUAGGUAAGCGGCUUGGUUUGAAGAAAUCAACUGUGGGAGCAAUUAUUAGGAAAUGGAAGACAUACAAGACCACUGAUAAUCUCCCUCGAUCUGGGGCUCCACGCAAGAUCUCACCCCGUGGGGUCAAAAUGAUCACAAGAACGGUGAGCAAAAAUCCCAGAACCACACGGGGGGACCUAGUGAAUGACCUGCAGAGAGCUGGGACCAAAGUAACAAAGCCUAUCAUCAGUAACACACUACUCCGCCAGGGACUCAAAUCCUGCAGUGCCAGACGUGUCCCCCUGCUUAAGUACAUGUCCAGGCCCAUCUGAAGUUUGCUGCAUUUGGAUGAUCCAGAAGAGGAUUGGGAGAAUGUCAUAUGGUCAGAUGAAACCAAAAUAGAACUUUUUGGUAAAAACUCAACUCGUCGUGUUUGGAGGACAAAGAAUGCUGAGUUGCAUCCAAAGAACACCAUACCUACUGUGAAGCAUGGGGGUGGAAACAUCAUGCUUUGGGGCUGUUUUUCUGCAAAGGGACCAGGACGACUGAUCCGUGUAAAGGAAAGAAUGAAUGGGGCCAUGUAUCGUGAGAUUUUGAGUGAAAACCUCCUUCCAUUAGCAAGGGCAUUGAAGAUGAAACGUGGCUGGGUCUUUCAGCAUGACAAUGAUCCCAAACACACCGCCCGGGCAACGAAGGAGUGGCUUCGUAAGAAGCAUUUCAAGGUCCUGGAGUGGCAUAGCCAGUCUCCAGAUCUCAACCCCAUAGAAAAUCUUUGGAGGGAGUUGAAAGUCUGUGUUGCCCAGCGACAGCCCCAAAACAUCACUGCUCUAGAGGAGAUCUGCAUGGAGGAAUGGGCCAAAAUACCAGCAACAGUGUGUGAAAACCUUGUGAAGACUUACAGAAAACGUUUGACCUGUGUCAUUGCCAACAAAGGGUAUAUAACAAAGUAUUGAGAAACUUUUGUUAUUGACCAAAUACUUAUUUUCCACCAUAAUUUGCAAAUACAUUCAUAAAAAAUCCUACAAUGUGAUUUUCUGGAGAAAAAAAUUCUCAUUUUGUCUGUCAUAGUUGACGUGUAUCUACGAUGAAAAUUACAGGCCUCUCUCAUCUUUUUAAGUGGGAGAACUUGCACAAUUGGUGGCUGACUAAAUACUUUUUUCCCCCACUGUAUCUGCCAUUUUCAAGGUGAUCAAGUGAUUUGGAAAAUAGUGGUGGACUAUCACUUUAAUAAUGGUUUGUUCAGGUAAAUGUGUUUGGUAACAUUGUUCCUUUUCAUUCUCAAGGUAUUCUUUGACCUGAUGCGGGAGGUGCGGGGCAAGAAGAUGUCGGAAAACAAGGACAAAAACGGCAAGGGAAAGCACAAGAAUAAGAACAAGAAGAGUUUCAAAGAGCGAUGCUGUUUACUCUGA
Messenger RNA from Coregonus sp. 'balchen', 3024 nucleotides. The record is from the annotation of a GenBank genome assembly. NCBI's taxonomy places the organism in Eukaryota, Metazoa, Chordata, Actinopteri, Salmoniformes, Salmonidae.